UAACAAGUUCUGAAUCUGUGAUUGUGAUAUUAUUGAAGCCAAAUGUCAAAACUGCACGGAACAAUACAUAAUAAUUUUUUUUUUAAAGGUACUUCAGAGUUCAGACUUCCCGUAGCACUUUAGCUACGCAACCUAAGUGACCGAAGUUGUUUAAGUAAUCAUGAAUUGGGGUAAUGAAUUUGCUAUGCAAGGUAUGGGUAUCCCGCCAGGGCCUGUUAUUAAUAAUAUGGCUAAUAUGGUUCAACCUAUGAUGCAUAUGAUGCCUGAAAUGAACGUCGCCCCUAUUAAUCCGCCACCACAGAUGCCGUUAAUAGGACCAGUACAGCCAGAUAUGGAAAUAGAAAACCCAAAUGAAGUGAUAGACGUUGAUCAACAAAAAAACGAUGUUACGAGUACCCAAAGCCAUUCGCGACAAGGAGAGCGAUCAAGACGCGAUAGAGAUCACACGAAUAGAAGGGGUAGGUCCAGAUCUAGAGACAGGUACGAUAGAGGUGACAGGAGAGACAGGAGUGAUCGCAGUGAUAGGGACAGAAGCGAUAGGAGCAGAAGAGAACGUGAGCGGCGUUCAAAGUGGGACAAUAGCACAAAAACUGUUGAAAACAAUGCUCAGUUGAACGUCCCACAGCCAAUGGCAAUGGGGAAUAAUAUGAUGAUUGCAGGUAUGAUGCAAUACCCACAGAUGAUGAACAACAUGAUGGUACAACAGCAGAUGGAUGGAUCAAUGGCCAAUAUGAUGCCCCAAAUGAGUAUGAUGGGAGGCAUGAUGCAGAACAUGAUGGAUCCCAACAUGUUGAUGAUGAAUCAACAGAGCAUAAUGCCAAUGCCAAACCAACCGAUAUACAUUAACAAUGCUGUUCUGUUACCACCAAUUCCUGGGGUAACAAUCCCACAACGGCGAGAGAAGCCAAAGGGCUGUCGCACUAUUUUCGUGGGUGGUCUACAGCAAGGGGUUACACCUGAUACAGUAUCGGAGAUAUUCCAGCGCUUCGGCGGUAUUGAGGAUGUGAAGGCGCCGAGGCGUGGUGUGUUCUACGUACGGUUUGAGAGGCCAGAGAGUGUAGAGCAGUCGUUCUUCCUUUCCGGUUAUAGAAUGAAAAACCAUGAGCAGAGCGAGAAUGAAGCUACUACUAUGUUUGUUGACUAUGCUUUGAAUCGUGAGGAUCAAAAUGAGUAUGAUAGACGGCAGCGUCACCGCGAGCCGACGCCGCCCAAAGUGGAGCCGUUCACACCAAACACACUUAACGAGAUUGCUGAGAAAAUUAAAAGCGAGGAAGAGUUUGCUAAGGCUGCACCUACACUAGCAACGUGGUUGGAACGCGGCGAAUGCAACAAGAAGAACGCUAACUCCUUCUACUCCUUGAUACAAACCAGUAACAAUCAGAUUCGGAGACUGUUUAAUGAAAAAAUGCAAUUGGACGACGAGCUGCAAAACAUGAAAUCGACUUUAAAGGAUAAAUUCCUCCAUGUUAUCCAUCAAUUCGAGCAGGUAGCGAAAAUACUCUCUGCGGCCAAACACCAACGUGUCUCCGAUCAUUUCACGAAGCAGCAACGCAGGAACAUCGAGAUGUGGCUCAAAAUGACGGAGGAACUGGAAAAUAUAAAAGAAGAGUACAAUGCUACAUUUGAAGACGAUGACACUGAAAGAGUCAGCAGGAAUAUGGUUUCCUUUGAAAAGUACGAGGAGUUGAAAAAAGAGAAUGAGAAUCUGACGUACGAACUGGAAGGUUACAAAAACGAAGCAUAUCUAGCUAAGGAUGAAGCAGAGAGGAAAUUUGAGAAGUUCAAGGCACACUUCAUUGCGCAGCAGGCCUUGCAAAAUAAACAGGUCUACCCUCCGUUACCGACACCACAGCGAGAGACAGCGCAGCCAUCAGCUGUUAUCAAGCCAAUGCCACCUCCUCCAACACCAGAUGAUAACAAAGUGAUCACAACCGGACCAGCCGUUCCACCCUCCGAAGCAAAACUCAUCAGCAUCCUAACUGCGUUCCUCAUGGUCCAUCCAUUGGGAGCUUCAUUGGAUUACCUGGUAUCAUAUGUAAGAUCCAUGACUCCAAAUGUCACCCAGGGGACAGUACUGAAUAUUCUGCAGAAGUACAAUGACGUGUUUUUGUGUAAAACGUCUGGAGUGGGUGCGUCUAUAGAACAUAGAUGGGGUUUUGUUACAUUUGAUUUGAUUAAAAGUGAAUCUUAAGGUAAUCUAAUUUACAAGUGAUGUAAAUAAGGAAGUAUCGGAGAUAUGCAAGAAUGUUAAAUGUAUCAAUGUUAUGGAUGUUGUGAUGAAGAUAAAAUGCAAAAAUAUUGGGAAAUAUUUUGAAAGUAUUUUUGCAAGAAUAAAGUAUGUGUAUAGGUUAUAAUAUAAAAUAAAUUGAAAUAAGGUUA
This is a messenger RNA of Zerene cesonia (dogface butterfly), 2379 nucleotides long. Its product is annotated as ecto-NOX disulfide-thiol exchanger 2-like. Bases 161 to 2191 code for a protein of 676 amino acids. Gene Ontology annotation, biological process: ultradian rhythm. The record is from RefSeq and is a predicted model, not a curated record. Gene Ontology annotation, cellular component: external side of plasma membrane; plasma membrane. The transcript has 9 exons. NCBI's taxonomy places the organism in Eukaryota, Metazoa, Arthropoda, Insecta, Lepidoptera, Pieridae. Gene Ontology annotation, molecular function: protein-disulfide reductase activity; RNA binding.